GCCCCCCUCCCAGUCUCAGACAUGUGUGAGCAGGCAGCCCGGUACUGCAGGGACAGCGUCCACAAGCUCCUGCAGCAACAGCAUCCUCAGGCCCGGGGUCUGGACGGUCUGCUCCGCUGGAUUGUCACCAAGAUGAGCGACAAGAGUGAGCGAGAGUUGCGGGGAGAGGAGGAAGUCAACGGUGUGCACGGUACCCCUAUCCCAAUGACCAGGAGGGGCAUCUCCGUAAUACUGGAUAUCUUCCGCCGGGCAGAUAAGAAUGAUGAUGGGAAGUUGUCGUUGGAUGAAUUUCAGACGUUUUUUUCAGAUGGGACACUCAAUGAGGAGGAGCUUGAAAAGCUGUUUCACACCAUUGACUCUGACAACACCAAUAAUGUGGACACCAGGGAGCUAUGCGAUUAUUUUGCCAAUCACAUGGGUGAUUAUGAAGAUGUCCUUUCUUCCCUGGAAACUCUCAACUUGUCCAUACUAAAGGCUAUGGACUACACAAAGAGGGUAUAUGAAAAGGGUACCAAUGUGGACCAAUUUGUAACUCGCUUUCUUCUGAAGGAGACAGCCAAUCAGAUUCAAUCACUUCUAAGCUCAGUGGAAAGUGCAGUUGAUGCCAUAGAUGAACAGACAAAUCAGAAAAGGCACUGUAACAGUAAGAGUGGGCAGGUGAUGACAGAAGGAUGGUAUGAAGAUUCUACAUCUUUUUAUCCUGCAAGCAGGACUUCAAGCAAGGACAUCAGGAAGAGCACCAAAAGCAGCUCCUCUGACAUAAAGGAUGACGGCUUAGAGGCUCAGAUUAAUCGACUGGCUGAGCUAAUCGGAAGACUGGAAAACAAGACUCUGACAUUUGAUUUGCAUCAGAGAUUGUCUGACCAAGAAAGUGGUUCUAGUGCGUAUCUGUUCCUGGUGCAGCAGGAGAUGAAGGUUUCCCAGAAGAGCAUGGGGGAGUUUUGCAGCUCUUUAAAGCAGUAUUUAAAGAAUGUGUCUAGAGAUGGAGAGUGCUUCCAUGUAACUGCUGUCCACCUACCAGAUGCAGUCACUUAUAUAGUUUAUGAGUUUUGGGAGACAGAAGAUGACUGGAAGAGACACCUCCAGUGUGCGGCUUAUAAAUUAUUUCAGCAUGUCAAGGUGGACACCCUGCUCCAGCCGGAAUCCAUCUCCAGUGUUUCUGUGCCAGCUGCUUGGUGCACCCUGAGCAGAGAUUGAUGGAGCCACCAAUAACAACAGACCUAAGUGGACAAUAGUGUCAAUAUUCUGCUGAGCCUCAUGUCUCUGUCUGAAUAUAAGUCCCUGUAACCCCUGACCAGGAUGAGUUUUUUCAGAGAAGUCUCAGAUUCUCAGAUUUCUCAAUUGCUGUCUUUUUAUUCCGAAUGUGUUUGCUUGUUAGAUAAAGGAAAAACCCAAUGAAACCUCUCAAACCAUAAUUACUGCCUCAUUAAAAGGCAAUAAACAAAAAAAAUAAUAGUAAAAAUAAGUAAUAGUAAGUAAAAAUGGUACAGGUGCAAAGUGUGAGGAGUCUAAAUAUGAAGACUUGCAAACCACUAGGGCAAUCUUUAGAAGAUCCUGGCCUUAUGAAGCUAUUGUAGAGACCCUCCUCAAUCCAAACUAUUUGGUUUGAUUUCAUUGUCAUUGCAUCAUAUACACCAAUCUAGUAGAUUCACUUUCAUUAUCAUAAGUUUGCUUAUAUUUAUAUUGUUUUGUUUACUGCCAAAAAAAAUAAUAUUCUGUCAGAAUUGACAGAAUGUCCUUAAUUUGUCUGCAGCUGGAUUGUUCAAAACUCAAUUUCCAUUAAAGGAGACGGAAAGGUAAAAACUAAGUAAGUUUUAUCAGAAAGGUCUAUGUAAACACAGCCAUAAGCAGUCACAGAAACGCUGCACUGAGUUCUCUGUCAACAUUUGUUGUGUCUGUUUUCCUCUGCCAGAGACACACAGCUCUCUCCUCUCUCCCCUCCUGCUCCCCCCUCCUUCAAGAAUGCUAAGAACUCACUCCCAUCCCUUAGGAAUGUGGAUCUGAGCCAAUCAGCAGGAAACUUCCUCAUAGUCUAACUAACCGAGCAUGUACACUGGUCUGGGUCUCGGUGCAGGAGCGAGGCAUUAUCAGAACUUUCUUUACACAGCUCAGCGUUUUUUUUUCUGUUUGGCUUCUGAUCAUCCAAACAGGUGAAAUAUGAAGAGAUUUAAGGGCACCAUUGAGAGAACUGAAGGUAUGCCUGCAGCUUGAGAUUAACUCUUCAUUAGCCUUUCCUUCUCCUUUACCAAAGUCUAUCACUUUAGCAUCUGCAACACACACUAGGAUACUUAAUUGGCUAUAGGUUUUUCCCAUUUUUUUCUUUGUUUGCAAAAAAGCAUAAACUAGACAUAUGUGGCCCAUUAGAUCUGUUUAGUGUUUACCUCCUAAUGAUGCAUGGCUUGAUUAGAUGUUCAUUGCACUGGAAGCCUUAGUAGCUGUUUUUUUCUUUUUUUAUAUAUAUCCUAGGACUGAAUGACAUGCAGUAACUCCUCAGAAUGUUAAAUUUUUCAAUGUAAUGUUUGAUAUUGUAUACUUCUAUGUAUACUGAAGUUUUAAUGCAACACCUUGGAAAUGCUAUUUUAAAGGAAAUAUUUAUUAUAGGAUAUGUACAGCAGAUACAAGUAAUAAAACUCUUGAAACAGAUUUGAGAUUCAAA
This is a messenger RNA of Xenopus tropicalis (tropical clawed frog), 2656 nucleotides long. RefSeq names its product N-terminal EF-hand calcium binding protein 2 (gene necab2). The record is from RefSeq and is a predicted model, not a curated record. Gene Ontology annotation, molecular function: calcium ion binding. The transcript has 13 exons. Lineage: Eukaryota; Metazoa; Chordata; Amphibia; Anura; Pipidae. The coding region runs from base 22 to 1197 and encodes 391 amino acids.